GCUGGUCCAGUGACAGGAGGAGCGAGCCAGGAGAAAAGGAUGGAGGAUGCAGAAGAGAACCUGAAGAGAAAAGCAGAGGAUGCUGGACCGAGCCCACAGGAACUGGACCCUACCAAACGGCUGAAGCCGGAGGGGGGAGCAGCAUCCCCCCACGUGCUGACAUCGCAGGUGGCGCAGCACUACAACCAGCUGGAGGAGAAAGGUCUGGCCGUCCGCUCGCAGUCCCGCAUCUUCCACCUCCGUAACUUCAACAACUGGAUCAAGAGCAUGCUCAUCGCUGACACGUUGCGGCGCCUGCGCGCGGACAGCCCUGCCGGCAGACUGUGUGUGUUGGACCUCGGCGUGGGCAAGGGGGGAGACCUGCUCAAGUGGAAAAAGGGAGGCAUCGAUCACCUGGUGUGUGCAGACCUGGCUGAGACAUCAGUACAGCAGUGUGAGGAGCGGUACCACAGCAUGGCAGGGCGGCAGGGACGAGGUCCUCGGCUCUUUACCGCCGAGUUUAUCGCAGCCGACUGUGCCAAGGAGGACCUGAGCAGGAGGUACCGUGACCCUGACACGACCUUUGACCUGGUGAGCUGCCAGUUCGUGCUGCACUACUCGUUCGAGAGCCAGGCCCAGGCCGACCGGAUGCUGCGGAACGCCGGUGAGAGACUCCGGCCGGGAGGGUACUUCAUUGGAACCACCCCCGACGGCUACGAGCUGGUGAGGAGACUGAAGUCAGCGGAGGGUCUGUCGUUCGGAAACUCGAUCUACAGCAUCACGUUCCGGCAGAAGGACGACUUUCCGCUGUUCGGCUGUCAGUACGACUUCCACCUGGAGGGAGUGGUGGACUGUCCCGAGUUCCUCGUCUACUUUCCUCUGCUCGAACAGAUGGCAGAGAAAUACGGCCUGAGACUUGUCUACAGACAGACAUUUUCCGAGUUCUUCCAGCAGCAGGUUUCGCAGGGGGAGGGCAGAGCUCUGCUGGAGAGGAUGAAGGCUCUCGAGACGUACCCGCCACACGAAGGCCAGGAGCUGGCAGGCAGCGAACCUGAGGACUACGCUCACGCCCGGGCCAGGCUGCAGGAGCUGAGGAGCAAGGGGGAGGGGGGCGACAGGGGCACACCGGAGAACCCCAGGGUGGGAACUCUCUCCUUGGCGGAGUGGGAGGCUACAAGUCUGUACCUCGUGUACUGUUUUCAGAAGGUCGGGGAAAAUAAGGAGGAUUCUCCAUCCAACCAGCCACAGCCGGUUCAAGCCGGUCACAGCCAGAUCCAGCCAGCCAGACUAAUGAGUGAUGCUCAGCACUAACAAACUUUUUUGUUUAAUAGGAAGCUAGUUAGGGAAAAACAUGGAGGAAUGAAGGAAGAGAUGUACCAUUGAAAUAAGAUACCAAACAUGAUGUGAAAUAAAAUAUCGAAUAAAAAUCUUGCAUGUCCAGUUCAUCUCAUGUGUGUUUGGUUCGGAUGACUCUGUACAAUAGGCAUAAUUCAGAUGGAGCAACCAGCCAAUUACCCUGGACAAUUCCAAGUUAAUAAUUAAAGAUCAGCAACCCCACUGUUAGCUUUCUUGUUUUCCUUUUGUUAUUAAAAGUUUAACUGUAAAUCAUACUUUACUUCAGCCAUUGAAUGUUGCUGCUG
Branchiostoma belcheri (Belcher's lancelet) is the source of this 1619-nucleotide messenger RNA. RefSeq names its product mRNA cap guanine-N7 methyltransferase-like. NCBI's taxonomy places the organism in Eukaryota, Metazoa, Chordata, Leptocardii, Amphioxiformes, Branchiostomatidae. Gene Ontology annotation, cellular component: nucleus. Bases 40 to 1290 code for a protein of 416 amino acids. The record is from RefSeq and is a predicted model, not a curated record. Gene Ontology annotation, biological process: 7-methylguanosine mRNA capping. Gene Ontology annotation, molecular function: mRNA 5'-cap (guanine-N7-)-methyltransferase activity. The transcript has 9 exons.